AUGAUAUCUAGCCUCUCCCACUACCGAGUCAAGACAGUGUCCUCCGCCGAAGUUGAAGAAAUUACCGCUGCUCUCCAUGCCUAUGGCGCGGCCCUAAAAAGUCGCAAUGUAGAGGAGGCGGUCGCGUUAUACACCGUAGACGGUGUUAUAAUGCCGCCCCAUUUUUCCGCAAGCGCCGGCACCCAGGCUCUACGCGAGUCAUACACACGCAUCUUUACAUCUGUGCAGCUAGUCAUUACCUUUGAAAUCGAAGAGGUGGUCGUCAUGUCACCCGACUGGGGUUUCGCCAGGACGACGGCUGAGGGUACCAAAACCAUGCUCGCGACUCAAGAGUCAGAACCUCAUGCCAACCAGGAGCUGUUUAUAAUGAAGAAGGAAGAUGGAAAGUGGAAGAUUGCAAGAUAUGCUUUCUCUACUAUGAAACCGCUGGUUCAGAAUGGAAUACAGAGGAGCUGA
Molecule: messenger RNA, 456 nt
Organism: Ilyonectria robusta
Lineage: Eukaryota; Fungi; Ascomycota; Sordariomycetes; Hypocreales; Nectriaceae
Exons: 2
Coding region: 1-456 (151 amino acids)
Source: RefSeq, a predicted model, not a curated record